This is a messenger RNA of Sesamum indicum (sesame), 1019 nucleotides long. RefSeq names its product seven transmembrane domain protein. NCBI's taxonomy places the organism in Eukaryota, Viridiplantae, Streptophyta, Magnoliopsida, Lamiales, Pedaliaceae. The record is from RefSeq and is a predicted model, not a curated record.
UCGCGAGUUCAAUUACAAUCCACUCUGCGCUCUGGAAAGGAAACGACUCCAUUGCCAAGACUCUCUCUCUCCACAUUGGCCGAAUUGCAGAGGAAACAUGACAAUAUUUCACUUCUUCAACUGUGCAAUUCUGACGUUUGGCCCUCACGCAGUUUACUACUCGGCCACGCCCUUAUCUGAGUAUGAUACCAUUGGCACUUCAAUUAGAGCGGCUGUUGUUUAUCUCAUAACGGCACUUGUUAAGCUUGUUUGUCUUGCAACAUUUCUUAAUGUAUCUGAAAGUGACAGUUUUGAUCCAUAUCAGGAAUUGUUGAAAGCAUUGAUUGGGUUCAUAGAUGUCGCUGGGCUUUAUUUUGCCUUGACACAGUUGGCUCACCGGAAUAUCUCUCAAAACCACAAAUUCCAAGCUGUUGGACUUGGUUGGGCUUUUGCUGAUUCUGUCCUUCAUAGAUUGGCACCCCUGUGGGUUGGUGCUAGAGGUUUAGAAUUCACUUGGGACUACAUUUUGCAGGGUCUCGAGGCAAAUGCUAAUUUGGUGUUGAGUAUAUCACUUGCUGCCUUAGGCUCUUUGAUGUGGCUUAGAAAAAACAAACCCAAGACCUUGAUUCCUAUUAUAUAUGCUUGCGCUGGGAUUGUGGCAACAAUGCCAUCUAUCACAAGCUAUCUAAGACAAGGCCUAGGAUGGCACUUCCCAAAGGUAGUAGGAUUUGAGCUUUUCACUUCUUUGGUGAUGGCUUUCAUUAGCUGGCAACUAUUUGCUGCAUGCCAGAGACCAUCUAAUUGAGGACUCAGUUUCGGAUGAAGACGGGAGAUCAAACAGACGGUAAAGCGGCCUCAUCUUCCACAAGACUCAAUUUUCUCGUUUACCAUCUUGUAGGCAGCUGUUGUAGUAGUUCACAUAAAAACUCAUUCCUUUGGGUCUCUUUUCUCAGAAGUUUUAUCAUUGUAACGGUUAAUUAUUGGAGAAAUUUUGAACAACUAAUUUUGUUUUCUUAAAUUGAGUCGUAAUUUAUUUCUCA